Messenger RNA from Cylindrotheca closterium, 879 nucleotides. The record is from the annotation of a GenBank genome assembly. Lineage: Eukaryota; Bacillariophyta; Bacillariophyceae; Bacillariales; Bacillariaceae.
AUGUUCCGAAAGCCAAAGAAGUCAAAGAAAACAAAGAUUCGCAAACGCAGUUCAUCCGAGGACGACAAUAAUGCAGGAGUGGAAUCCAAUCAUGCGGCGUCUAAUUCUGAUGACGACGAUAACGACAACGAUCUUGGUGAAGUACGAAAGCAAUCUGCAUUCAAGGCUCGAAAGAAACUAAAAACAAUUGGAAAAGCGAAUGCAGGGGAUGAUAAGGGAUCCGCAUUGCACCAGUUCCAGCCAUCCGCCAAUCAAAUAUCGCAGAAAGACUUGGUUACGUCCACAAGCCAACAUCAUCCUACAAAGACAAAAGUUUAUGCGAAUAAGUUAUUGGCAGGCCCUAUCCGAGCCGCUGCGAAUAUUAGGACGACAUGCCGAUUCGACUACCAGCCUGAUAUUUGCAAAGACUACAAGGAUACUGGCUUUUGUGGUUUCGGUGAUGGCUGCAUCUAUCUUCACGAUAGGGGGGAUCAGUUAAGUGGAUGGCAACUAGAUCAAAAGUGGGAAGAGGAACAAAAGAAAAAAAAGGAUGCUCAGCAGAAUCAAGUAGAGCAGUUUUUGAAGCAGAGCGAGGGUGGGGGAAAGCAACAAGACAGUCAAGAGACCCACGACGGGUUGCCUUUUGCAUGCCAUAUCUGCCGGGAUGCUUUUAAGAAUCCUGUCAGAACAAACUGUAACCACUUUUUCUGCGAGAAAUGCAUACUUGAACACAUGAAGACAAACGGAACGAUGUGUCCCAUUUGUUCAAAGGAUACAAAUGGCGUGUAUCAUGAACCAACAAAACUAUUGAGUAAGAAACGGCGACUUGUGGGACGAGCUGCAUCCUGGAAGGAGUUUAUGCUUAAAUGUCAAGGUGAAGCGGAACCUGAGGACUCCUAA